This is a messenger RNA of Arabidopsis thaliana (thale cress), 2617 nucleotides long. It is a transcript of the gene CSLB03, whose product is annotated as cellulose synthase-like B3. The record is from RefSeq and is marked reviewed. Gene Ontology annotation, molecular function: cellulose synthase (UDP-forming) activity. The coding region runs from base 265 to 2532 and encodes 755 amino acids. Gene Ontology annotation, cellular component: Golgi membrane; membrane. The transcript has 9 exons. NCBI's taxonomy places the organism in Eukaryota, Viridiplantae, Streptophyta, Magnoliopsida, Brassicales, Brassicaceae. Gene Ontology annotation, biological process: cellulose biosynthetic process.
CAAUCAAAGGAUGCUACUAAAAACGAUAUUUUAAGUUUUAUGAUUUUUUUUUCUUUCGUACCGCUACUUUAUAUCGUUUUUAAACUAUUUUUGUAUCUCUUACCGUUUUUUCUACUUGCUAAAAAACUUAUACGAUUUUGUGUGGCCAAUCGGUCCUAUAUUUUAUAUAUACAAGCAUUCAUAGACGUGACGACGCAUUAUUUUACUUAACCCUAUAUAAACAUAUCCAAAAACCGCAAGAAAGCUCACAAGAAAUCUCCUCCCAUGGCAGAUUCAAGUUCUUCUCUCCCUCCUCUUUGCGAGAAGAUCUCAUACAAAAACUAUUUUCUAAGAGUUGUGGAUCUCACGAUUCUAGGCUUUCUCUUUUCUCUUCUCUUGUACCGAAUUCUACUUAUGAACCAAAACAACUCCGUUUGGGUUGUGGCUUUCCUCUGUGAAUCCUUUUUCUCUUUCAUAUGGCUUCUUAUUACCAGCAUAAAAUGGAGUCCUGCUUCAUAUAAAUCAUAUCCUGAAAGACUUGAUGAAAGGGUUCAUGACCUUCCAUCGGUAGAUAUGUUUGUGACUACUGCGGAUCCUGUUCGGGAGCCGCCGAUUCUUGUAGCAAACACGUUGCUUUCGCUGUUAGCAGUGAAUUAUCCAGCGAAUAAACUUGCUUGUUAUGUAUCGGAUGAUGGAUGCUCACCUCUCACUUACUUCUCUCUCAAGGAAGCUUCUAAGUUCGCCAAGAUUUGGGUUCCCUUCUGCAAAAAAUAUAACAUUAAAGUUAGAGCUCCUUUUAGAUAUUUUUUGAACCCUCCAGCCGCAACAGAAAGUUCUGAAUUCAGUAAAGACUGGGAAAUAACCAAGAGGGAGUACGAGAAAUUAAGCAGGAGGGUGGAAGAUGCCACUGGAGAUUCCCAUUGGUUGGAUGCAGAAGAUGACUUUGAAGAUUUCUCGAAUACAAAACCAAAUGAUCAUUCAACUAUAGUAAAGGUGGUAUGGGAGAACAAGGGAGGUGUCGGAGUCGAGAACGAGGUUCCUCAUUUUGUAUACAUUUCAAGAGAGAAAAGACCAAAUUAUCUUCAUCAUUACAAAGCUGGAGCCAUGAACUUUCUGGUAAGAGUGUCAGGGUUGAUGACAAAUGCACCAUACAUGUUGAACGUAGACUGUGACAUGUAUGCUAAUGAAGCAGAUGUGGUGCGCCAAGCAAUGUGUAUAUUUCUACAAAAAUCAAUGAAUUCAAACCAUUGUGCUUUUGUUCAAUUCCCUCAAGAGUUCUAUGAUUCUAACGCCGACGAACUCACCGUCUUACAAUCAUAUUUGGGACGAGGAAUUGCGGGAAUCCAAGGACCUACAUAUGCAGGUUCAGGAUGCUUCCACACUAGAAGAGUUAUGUACGGUCUAUCAAUAGAUGAUUUAGAAGAUGAUGGAAGUCUUUCUUCACUUGCAACAAGGAAGUAUUUGGCUGAAGAGAAUUUAGCUAGAGAAUUUGGGAACUCUAACGAGAUGGUGACAUCGGUGGUCGAGGCAUUACAAAGAAAACCAAAUCCGCAAAAUACCCUUGCAAACUCCCUCGAAGCGGCUCAAGAAGUGGGACAUUGUCAUUUUGAGUACCAAACUAGCUGGGGCAAAACUAUUGGUUGGUUAUACGAAUCAACAGCGGAAGAUGCAAACACGAGUAUCGGAAUCCAUUCGAGAGGGUGGACUAGCUCAUAUAUAUCUCCGAAACCACCAGCGUUUCUUGGGGCUAUGCCACCGGGAGGUCCGGAAGCGAUGCUCCAGCAGCGGCGAUGGGCCACAGGACUGCUCGAAGUCCUUUUCAACAAACAAAGUCCGUUGAUCGGAAUGUUUUGUAGGAAAAUAAGAUUUCGACAAAGCUUGGCUUAUUUAUACAUUUUCACUUGGGGUCUAAGGUCAAUCCCUGAGCUUAUUUAUUGUCUCUUGCCUGCUUAUUGCCUACUCCACAACGCUGCCUUAUUUCCCAAGGGAGUUUAUUUAGGUAUAGUCGUCACACUUGUGGGAAUGCAUUGUCUUUACUCUCUAUGGGAAUUUAUGAGCCUUGGUUUCUCAGUACAAUCGUGGUUUGCCUCCCAAUCAUUUUGGAGGAUAAAAACCACUUGCAGUUGGUUAUUUAGCAUCCCUGAUAUCAUACUCAAGCUACUUGGAAUCUCGAAAACUGUUUUCAUAGUCACUAAAAAGACUAUGCCCAAGACAAUGUCAGGAUCUGGAUCCGAAAAAUCUCAACGAGAAGUUGAUUGUCCAAACCAAGAUUCCGGUAAAUUUGAAUUUGAUGGCUCGCUUUAUUUCUUGCCUGGCACAUUUAUCCUUUUAGUGAAUCUAGCCGCUCUAGCCGGUUGUUCGGUGGGUCUACAACGUCACAGAGGAGGUGGUUCGGGUUUAGCAGAAGCUUGUGGAUGUAUUUUGGUGGUUAUAUUGUUUCUUCCAUUUCUAAAGGGUAUGUUUGAGAAGGGAAAAUAUGGUAUCCCAUGGUCUACUCUUUCUAAAGCUGCCUUUUUAGCAGUUUUAUUUGUUGUUUUCUCUGUGGGAAACUAGUAUACUGAUAUGGCUUUAAUUUGUAGCUAAAAACUGCUAAUAUGAAAAUAAUUAUUCUCUAAUAUACCUCUGGCUAAAUUUUAGU